Molecule: messenger RNA, 540 nt
Organism: Zasmidium cellare ATCC 36951
Lineage: Eukaryota; Fungi; Ascomycota; Dothideomycetes; Mycosphaerellales; Mycosphaerellaceae
Exons: 1
Coding region: 1-540 (179 amino acids)
Source: RefSeq, a predicted model, not a curated record
AUGAAGAAAGACGAAGAGCCAAACGAAGAACAAGACGCAAAGCAGUCAGCGGAUCCCAAGGAAAAGUCCAAACGCGAACCCAAACCCGACACCACCGCCAUCGCCGCCGAACUCGAAAACCUCGUCACCGUCGCUUUCGCCGCCAUAAACGACCGCAACUGGCCCUACCUCCUUUCUCCAGAAUCCCACAUUGCGCCCUUCGUCUCCAUGGGCGCGUCCGGCAUGCGCCCUUCGGCCAACUCGCACGCCAAAAUGAUCGCCGACUUCCAGGCCCUCGUUGAAGACUAUCCGGACUAUCGCCUGCAUAUCGUCAGCAUGUCGACGCAGGUGUACGAGAAUGUGAGUGCUGCGGAGGUUUUUGCGAAUUGUGAGGUCACUGGGGGACCGGGAGUGCCGGUGGGAAUGAGCCGCAAGACAGUGAGUUGUUUUGAGUUCCAGCGGAUUGAUGGCGUCUGGAUGGCUGUGCGAGAUACGACUAUUCCUGGGGGUGGGGAGGAUCGAGGUGGGUUUGGUGGGGAGAUGGAUAUGGGGAUGGGAUGA